AUGGAGGGACGAGAAGACCGUCAACCUGGUUUAUGGAGAAGAACAGCAUUUGAUGCGGCGAAGGCAGAGCCAUCUAACCCGUUGCAGAAUCCUCACCCUGCACGGACGCUCCCCCGUAUGAUAGAGAGGACCUACAAGCCGACACCUCGCAAGGCGGAGCCUGUGAGUUAUGGGCCACCAAACCAUGUUGCAACAUCAUCUCGCAACCCAAAAUGGAUUGCAGGGCACGCCGAUCCAACUCCGAGCAAUCCCAAAGUUGUGCCUGCAAGUUACGUCGAGCCCAAACCAACUAAAUCGAAUGCAGUUAAUCCGAACGAAGUAAAAUUUGUGCCUACUAGCCCGUUGGUACCUACUCGCCGAUCAAAACCUGUAGUCAGCUACAUAGAGGGCGGUUUGAAUGGACACCACGCAAGUACAACUCCCAACAAGUCUGAUUUUGUCGGUGUCCACAGAGACACCGAGGAAUCACGGAAGGAUGUUUUCCAUGCAACUCGUAUAUUAGAACCAGAUGCAGAUGAAAAGGUUGCUGAUGAAGCUACGGCUAGAGUCCCGACGGAACCGGCCGUUCAACAAGAGCACCAAGAUGCAAUGACUGCCACUAUGGGUGAUGAGCAGGAUUUAACCCUGACUGUCCAGCUAGUGGAUGAUAUAGAACCUCCAGGAUUUUCAAAGGUGACAAAUAAAUGGCGGUCAAUGACACGGGAGACAACUGCGGAUGACGGUGGCCUGUCAGAUCCGCUGGCUUCGAUCAGGGAUCUUGAGGUGCCCUUGCAUGACACACUACACUAUUCGGUUGACGAGAACAUGGUAACUACAGCAAGGACCCCAAUAAAUCACAUCGCAACCAUGAUGGGUAACCCUUUCGCAAUUUUUCGGCUGAAGCAUGCCCGUAGUACGGUAAGUGUCACUGAUGAGGAGCUGGCUGGGUUGAAGGCCACUAUGCUGGCGAAGCAUCAUUCACCGGAUGAGCUGCUUACUUACUUCAAGGCCUCCAUAUCGGUGACGAACGUUGGCACGAUGAAUAUCAUACUGCAAUUCUUGUGCGAUGUGAUUCGUUGCGACGUCUCUCAACGAGAGUUGUGCGUACGCAUGAUGGAGACCGCGUUGGUGUACCACCCAGACGAGUUGGUAAGGUGCUUCUCCUGCAACUACAUUCCAUUUUUAUUCGACCCGGAACUUAACGACGACGUCGGAGGUAGCUUCAUGAGGUUGCUUUUAUCUUACAAGGCUACGUUCACCGCCUCCGGUAUCUCUGAUGAUAACGUGCCCGUUUGCGUUGACAGGAGAGGGAUGUUCUGUUACAACAUCGACGAGUGUGAACCCAUUGAUCGCUACUAUGUUGAGCAUAGACAUCGAAACGUUGACACAUAUGCUGAAGUGAGUGACGAUGCGCGCGGUACCAACGCUUCUUCUGAAGGGCCGUCGGGGCUAAACUACAUUGGUUGCGGUAAAAUCGAAUCAAUGGCACUUCUUAAGAUAUGUGCCGAUAGAGCAAAUGUGCACUCUGUAUUCGAUAUUCCGGCAUCCAGGUUGCGAGAUUGGCUCUGCACGAUCUGGUUUGAGUUACCAGCAACAAGACCCUGCCUCCCGUUAAUGCGGUUAUGCAUCCAUUGGAUAGAUUCACGAGAAGAAUCGGCAUUCCUGAAAGAUGCGGCGUAUGCUCUUGUACAAAAGGAGCUGUCGUUGUUGGGUGAAUUUGAGGGAGGAAGGCUUCUGAUGCUGGAGUUGCUGUCGUUCAUGGUUGAGCGCAACGGGGACGCUAGCGCCGAGCUGAGCAAGAUAGUUGACAUACUCGCAGAAGGUGAAGAGAAUACUCUUUACGCUAUCCUGGAUUCCAUCAUAUCCUAUAACUUGCAGGAAAGCGAUAUGCUGGAUCUGUGGUGCCUGCUGUGUAUCCUGCCGUGGCCCGUGGCCUCGCCGACCAGCGCCAUAUGCCGCCUCUUGUCGAGCAUCUUUUUGAUAUUCUACCAGAUCGCAUACGAUGCUAUUAAGUCAGGAUCGGGACAAGAACGAUUCUCGUCGUCUCCUAUGGGCCUUUUGGAAAAUGCGCUAAGGAUAUGCACGUGCCGGUGCUCCUCACCUGUGCUGGCCAAAGGCGCACUGCUGCAAACCAUCCUGUUAGUUGAACUGUCACCAUUACCAGCGCUGAAGAUGAAGAAUGCUCCUCUGAUACUUUCCAGCUUGUCUCCGUUCUUGUGGAAGUGCUACUUCGUGUGGUCCAACUGCGGCCGUGACGUCGAUCCAGAUAACCUUACUGCGCUACGCCACCUGUACGAUGCAUUGCGAACAUGCGUCUUUUGCGAGCCUCUAUCAAGCGCGGAUCGCAACAUCACCGCCCGAACGCUGCCCAUGUUCCCUCGUGUGCGCUUUACAACGGAUGAGGGUGAGGCGGAUGACAUAAACAUCAGCAACUUCAUCGGCGCUACAACGCCGAUAGUCAGGACGUUUAGCGCACCGGAGCCAGAAGUGGAUGUGGAUUAUGUCUAUGAGCCUCAGGAAGAAUCUGUGGUGGACGAAGCGCCGAAUGUGUUGUUCUUGGAGUCGCCAAGGGGAAUUCGCAACCUCGGCAAUACGUGCUACUACAAUUCUCUCUUGCAAGCUCUGUUCCACACGCGAAGCUUCGUAAAGGGACUGUUUGAUCUGCCAUCCAGCAAUCCAACUGUUGCCGUUUACCAGCGGAUCUUCCGCAAAUUGCUGAAGCGUGGCAAGAAGCCGUUCGACCCAACCCCCGGUUACAAGCUGCUGCCAUCGGCAUGGCGCCACGAUGCCGAACAGCAAGAUGUGACUGAAGUGCUCAGUCAUCUGUUGGAAUCUCUGGAUGAUAGCCUAAAGCUUUGGCGCCGCGUGUUUGCUGGUAUGGUGGUGCGUCGCAUCAAGUGCUUGCAUUGCGGCAACAUGAGCGACAACCGUGAGGUCGUAAUGGACUUCACUUUUGCAGUGGAUAAAAUGCCCAGCGUUCAGGCAAUGUUCGAUGAUUUUUGCAAGAUCGAGAACUUGCGCGGCGGGAACCGUUACCUGUGCCCGCAGUGUAACGCCCACCGCCGUGCGGACAUGUGGAAUGUGAUAGCCUCGCCGCCAGCGCACCUUAUGGUGGUGCUAAGUCGACACAUGUGGAGCCCAGUGAUGCCGUCGGAAGGAUCGUCAGGUGGCGCUAAGAAGAUUUUGAAACACGUGCAUGUCGACGAGCAACUACGCAUAUGUGAGUUCGACUACACGCUCUACGGGACGAUUUUCCACUCCGGCACGAGCGCUUCGUCCGGCCACUACUACUUUGUAGGCCGCGACAGUGAGGCUCCCAGCAACUGGCACAUCUGCGACGAUUCGCAGGUCCGCCCAGCCACUGCUGCGACUGUGAACGAGAUAAGCCAGGAUCGUGGCAACUCCCACGUGCCUUAUGUGGCCUUAUAUCGCUGCGCGCAAGCUCCGCUGACUGAACUAUAG
Babesia ovata is the source of this 3441-nucleotide messenger RNA. RefSeq names its product ubiquitin carboxyl-terminal hydrolase. Bases 1 to 3441 code for a protein of 1146 amino acids. Gene Ontology annotation, cellular component: nucleus; cytosol. The transcript has a single exon. Gene Ontology annotation, biological process: protein deubiquitination. Gene Ontology annotation, molecular function: cysteine-type deubiquitinase activity; cysteine-type endopeptidase activity. The record is from RefSeq and is a predicted model, not a curated record. Lineage: Eukaryota; Apicomplexa; Aconoidasida; Piroplasmida; Babesiidae.